This is a messenger RNA of Nothoprocta perdicaria, 2485 nucleotides long. It is a transcript of the gene ARHGEF33, whose product is annotated as Rho guanine nucleotide exchange factor 33. The transcript is spliced from 15 exons. NCBI's taxonomy places the organism in Eukaryota, Metazoa, Chordata, Aves, Tinamiformes, Tinamidae. The record is from RefSeq and is a predicted model, not a curated record. Gene Ontology annotation, molecular function: guanyl-nucleotide exchange factor activity. The coding region runs from base 46 to 2478 and encodes 810 amino acids.
AGUGAGGACAGGAGUCCCUGCGAGGACACACACCCUAUAGCAGCCAUGGACUCAAACAAACAAGAAGGAGAGACUGAAAGUGUGCCUGUGAGUAACCCCGCAACACAGAUUUCCCAGUUGCAGGCUUUAGCCUCUGAGUUGAAGGCGGGUUUCACAGAAGCAAUGCAGGAGCUGUCACGAAUCCAGCAUGGCGAGUAUGCCCUGGAGGAGAAAGUCAAGAGCUGCCGCUGUGCCAUGGAGGAGAAAGUGGCUGAGAUGAAGAACUCCCUCAAUACGUUCAAGGAGGAGCUCAGCGAUGCAAAGUCAAUGAUUGAAGAAAUCAGUGCCAAGCAGGAGGAAAUGCAACAAAAAAUUGAGCAGCUGCAGCAAGAGAAGCGUCGGGAAUCACGGAAAGUGAAAGCAAAAAGAGCACAGAAGGAUGACCACAGCUCACAGACAGUACCCACACCUCUUCAAGGCAGCCCAUUUCGAUCCAUUAACCUCCCAGACCCUGUGCUCAUCAAUGAAGAUUUCACUAGCCUUUUGCACAACGUGACCUACGAAAAAGUGUCUGACACGAGGAUCAUGCCAAUGGGAGAAGGGGCUGUGAAAGUCAUAGCAGGUCCAGGAGCCAUAGAGACAGACGAAAGCCUCAAGCCUUCUUUGACAACAGAGGGGCAGUCAAAGGUGCAUCUGCCUUCAACAGUGUGGAAGCAGCCCAAGGACACCAAGGACUGGGGAGAUGAAUAUAUAUCCAAAGAGCAACCAGAGAGAGGGAAAGAUAUGGGCCAAAGCAGAUAUAGCUCUGCAGACAACAUUAUAUGUGAACCCUCUUUGGCUGCCAAAAGGCAGAACAUUGCUUUGGAGCUGCUAGAGUCAGAAAGGAAAUAUGUGAUCAAUCUUUCCCUAAUCCUAAAGAUCAAGGCCAGAGUGCAAGGGCCAGAUGUGAAAAGGAGCACCAAAGAGAGAAGUUUCUUUCCCAACUCUUUGCGGUACCUGGUCCAGCAGCAUGUCGAUUUACUUCACGCUCUACAGGAGAGAGUCUUGAGCUGGCCCCGCCAAGGGAUACUAGGAGACAUCUUCCUGAAGCUGACAAAUGAUGAGAACAAUUUUCUGGACUACUAUGUUGCUUACCUGAGGGACUUGCCAGAAUGCAUCUCUCUGAUCCACGUGGUGAUCCUGAAGGAGGUAGAAGAUGAAAUUAAAUCUGAUCUCUACAUUCUGUUCUUCCAUAUAGUCCAGCGAAUCCCUGAAUACCUUAUUCACCUACAGAAUGUCCUGAAGUUCACGGAGCAAGAACACCCUGACUACUACCUGCUGCUCGUGUGUGUGCAGCGUCUCCGGGUCUUCAUCUCGCACUACAGCCUCCUCUUUCAGUGCAAUGAGGACCUGCUCAUACAGAAGCGCAAAAAGCUGAAGAACACGACGAUGGAUUUCUCCUCCCUCAGGUCAUCCCUGGUGAAGCUGUACAAAGGUCUCACCUCCCAGUGCACGAGCCAAGAGGUUUCUCCCACACCAAGUGCAACCUCUAUUCGUGACAGCGGGAUGCACUCUGAAGAAACCAUCCAGUCAUUUCCACCAGCACCUUCCUCUGGCACGACAACCCCGCAUUUGAUGCCCCAGAUGAAGAAAUCUCAACCGGCUGUGAUGGAGAACAUCCAGGCUGUAAAACCCCCUGACUGGGAAAUGGAAAGUAGAAAACACGAGAGGCCAGAAAACAUCCUUGCAUCUUCUCAGCUCACAGAGCAGGAACUCAAGGCUCUGACAGCUCCCUUACAAUCCAUCCCCGAAAUGGAGUACGAAGCACCACCAGCUGAUGCAGUGGGAAAUACAGAGCGAGCCAUCAGGACCUCUGUUGAGCUGCUGCAGGAUGCGAGGAACUUUACACCAAGCUAUGAAGAAUUUGACUACCCUGGGGAGAUUUUCACCCUGCCAGGCCCCUAUGAAGAUGAUGCCUUCCAAAACCUUCCUCUCUUCGAGAAUUGCUCCCCAGCCUCUUCUGAAUCCAGCUUAGACAUUUGCUUCCUUAGGCCUGUUAACUUCACGUCAGAACCAGAGAGGACAGAUCAUGCCUUACAACCGUUGCCUAAGAGCUGUACUCCUGUAAGCAGCAGCACUUACAAGCGUGAGAUGUUCCACAGCAAAGGCAAGCAGCUGAGCAGGUCCCUGAAGGAGCUGCCGAGGAGCGCUGAGGGUGUGAGCACCAGGCUCUACAGCACGAGGAGCAGCAGUGGAAGCCGACUCCAGCAGAAGCAGGAGAGAAAUGUCCAGCCUCACAUGAUCUCAGCUUCAGCUCGAAGCUCCCAAAGGAGCUACUUCCCCCCACAGAGAGGAGCGGGUGAAAAACAGAGCUUUUUGGAAGAGCUCCAUGCAGAAGACAACACCAGGUUCUGCCAGAAGGAUGACAAUGAGCAAACAUCCUUCAGCGACCACAACCCGCGGCACGAGCCCAAGGGGGGUUUCCGGAGCUCCUUCCGCAAGCUCUUCAAAAAGAAAUAAGCAGCCC